GGGGGCAGGUGGUAUGCGUGUGGGGCGGGGGGCGGCUGGGAAAAGCGCGCAAGCAAAUGCGCAAGCCGGCGGAGGAGUUGUUGGGCCCGGUUUUCCAUGGCAGGAUCCGCAGACCGGGCAGUGGGACAGAAGCAAAGAAGGAGUACCAGAAGAUGUAGUUGCAACAGUGGAUCGUUUGGAUUGAAGAUAAUGAAUAAAAUUAAUCAGGAACUGCACUGCUUAUCAUCUUGUUUUGUGAAAGAUUUCCUGUAGCUUUUAAUAAGUCACCAGAAAAGGACUACUAAUCAUCAUGAAGUUGAAGCAACGUGUGGUUCUUCUGGCAAUUCUACUCGUCAUCUUUAUUUUCACAAAGGUUUUCCUCAUAGACAACUUGGAUACAUCAGCAGCCAACCGUGAGGACCAGCGCGCCUUCCAUCGCAUGAUGACAAGUCUACGGAUUGAAUUAGACCCACGACUUGAUCACACACUGCAGUCUCCUUGGGAGAUUGCAGCCCAGUGGGUGGUGCCACGUGAAGUGUACCCGGAGGAAACGCCAGAAUUGGGGGCGGUGAUGCAUGCUAUGGCUACCAAGAAGAUCAUCAAAGCAGAUGUGGGCUAUAAGGGCACCCAGUUGAAAGCACUACUUGUGCUGGAAGGUGGACAGAAAGUAGUCUUCAAACCUAAGAGAUAUCCCAGAGAGUAUGUAAUAGAAGGAGAGCCAUAUGCUGGCUAUGACAGACAUAAUGCAGAAGUGGCAGCCUUCCAUCUAGACAGAAUCUUAGGCUUCCGGCGGGCCCCGCUUGUAGUUGGUAGAUUCGUGAACCUCCGCACAGAGAUCAAGCCUGUUGCCACAGAACAAUUGCUUAGUACUUUCAUGACUUUAGGUAAUAAUACUUGUUUCUAUGGGAAGUGCUAUUACUGCCGGGAAACAGAACCAGCCUGUGCUGAAGGAGAUUCCAUGGAAGGAUCACUUACUCUUUGGCUGCCAGAUGCAUGGCCUCUUCAGAAACAUCGGCAUCCAUGGGGCAGAACAUACCGGGAGGGCAAGUUAGCCAGAUGGGAAUAUGAUGAGAGUUACUGUGAUGCUGUAAAGAAGACCUCACCCUAUGAUUCAGGCCCACGGCUUCUUGACAUCAUUGAUACAGCCAUAUUUGAUUAUCUGAUUGGGAAUGCUGACCGACACCAUUAUGAAAGUUUUCAGGAUGAUGAAGGGGCCAGUAUGCUUAUUCUACUUGACAAUGCCAAAAGUUUUGGAAAUCCUUCCCUGGAUGAGAGAAGCAUUCUUGCACCUCUUUAUCAGUGCUGCAUUAUCAGAGUUUCUACAUGGAACAGGUUGAACUAUAUAAAGAAUGGAGUCUUGAAAUCUGCCUUAAAAACUGCUAUGUCUCAUGACCCUAUUGCACCUGUGCUGUCUGCCUCCCAUAUGGAUGCCCUGGACCUACGACUUCUGAAUAUCUUGGCUACAAUAAAGCAAUGUACAGAUCAAUUUGGGCCAGACAUUGUAUUGGUGGAAGAUAGAAUGACACUUUCCCAUUUGUAGCUUUAAGAGAAACUGAUGGGGAUUAUUUUUUAAAGUAAUAAAUAGAAAACAGCACAACUGGUUCUGCAUGGUAAUGGGCAGGAUAAACUGGAAUUAAAUGACAGGAUUUCUGCAUCAGAAGAGAAACAAUUGUAGUUUGAAACUCUGUUGAAGACAAGAAAGUUCCUCUCGGGUAGCCCUGUAUCUUCUUUUUGGAUUCCAUUGCUGGCAGUGGAUGUUGCACUGAGAGCUCUCCUGGGAUUGCCUGUGACGAGAUGGGUAUUGGGACACGAAUACAUGCUUGGUCCAGAAAAGAUCUUAUUCUCCUAACCGAUUCCAAGUACAAUCUUAGUAUUUUAGUCUUAUUCGGGGUUUUAAAGAAUACACUAUCUAGGCAUCCAUUCUGGCCAUUUAAAAAAAAAAAAAGAGUGAUGGAGGGGUAGGGCAGAUGUGAUAUUGAAGAGAUUUACUGCCUCUCCUGAUCGAAAUACAUCCAUGCAUCUAUUGCUGAAAUUUUCUAAAGGACUUCAUAAGGGAAUGUAUAAUUGUGUUCGGUGUUCUGUUAAAUACAAAACUGUUGAAGGACUGUUUUAGAAUACUGUUGAAACCUCUUGUCCAUCUACAAGGCUAAAAUUACUCAGGCCUGCACAAUGCUGCGAAGUCCUAACCAGAGAUUUUUGUGCAAAUCGUUAUGUUCUCAAAUGUAAAGGUUCUUGCUGUCUUGAACCCAACAGUUCUCCUAAAAAGUGGAGCUUGAGCCAGUACUUUAUGUCCUGUCAGUGCUGUAGAUU
Molecule: messenger RNA, 2289 nt
Organism: Pseudonaja textilis
Lineage: Eukaryota; Metazoa; Chordata; Lepidosauria; Squamata; Elapidae
Source: RefSeq, a predicted model, not a curated record